CUUCUACGAAGUUUCUCAGGUAGCUAAAGGAGUCGAUAGUUAGAAGUACAAGUGGCCUUAAAAUGUUGUAAUGUCUAAACCACUGAUAUACAUAAGCCCUCAAUCAGAUAUAUUGCCUGGAGUCUCAGGUCCCCAGACCAAGGCCUUUAAACCUUACGGCAUCUGUUUCCCACUCUGCAGCCCGGCAAGAUGGAUGAUAUCAAUUUACACUACAGAUUCCUGAACUGGCGACGCAGGAUCAGAGAAAUCAGGGAAGUUCGUGCUGUUCGUUAUCAAGAGCGAUACAAACGAAUGCUGAAGAACGGAGACACGCUAAGUUACCAAGGGAACUCUGAUGAAGUUGGCUGCUACGUGGCUCCACGCCCCUUAUCAAAAGGAAACUGUUACUUUGAGGUAACCAUUUUGGAUACAGGAGUAAGGGGAACAAUUGCUGUCGGUCUGGUUCCUCAGUUUUACAAACUUGACCAUCAGCCUGGCUGGCUUCCACACUCAAUUGCUUAUCAUGCUGAUGAUGGGAAGCUGUACAAUGGCAAUCCUGUCGGUCAGCAGUUUGGUCCUAAGUGUAACCGUGGCGACCGCAUCGGUUGUGGUAUCUAUGCACAGACUUUUGAUGCCGCCCUUGUCACUGUGUUUUUUACCAAGAAUGGAAAGGAGGUGGGUUCAGUGGUGGUCCCCGUGGCUAGAGACGGCCUCUUUCCAGCUAUUGGCAUGCAUUCUCUGGGUGAGGAGGUGCGGCUCGACCUGCAGGCAGAAUGGGGUUCAGAGGAGGAAGACAGCAUCAUGAUGGUGGACAGCCAUGAAGAUGAGUGGGCGCGCCUUUAUGAUGUCAAAGUCAGCGGCACGCUUCUGGAGUAUGUAGGGAAAGGAAAGAGCAUCAUGGAUGUAGGUCUGGCUCAGGCCCGACAGCCCCUUACCACACGCAGUCACUACUUUGAAGUGGAGAUCGUGGAUCCAGGAGAGAAGUGUUAUAUCGCCCUGGGCCUGGCAAGACGAGAUUACCCAAAGAACAGGCACCCGGGCUGGAGUCGAGGUUCUGUCGCCUAUCACGCAGAUGAUGGGAAGAUCUUUCACGGCAGUGGGGUUGGAGAUCAGUUUGGCCCGCGCUGUUUCGAGGGCGACAUCAUGGGCUGCGGAAUCAUGUUUCCUCGGGACUACAUGCUGGACUUUGAAGAUGAAAUCGACGACUGGGAUGCCGUAGAUGUACGACCGAAGCAAGGACGUGUAGAAAACUUGCUUUAUUUAAACGAUGAAGAUGAAGAAGAGGGAGAUGACCCAGAACAAGAACACGAGGGCCGGAAAGUUAUGGUAUUCUUCACCCGAAACGGCAAGAUCAUUGGCAGGAGAGAGGUGGUGGUUCCGGACGGGGGAUUUUACCCCACUAUCGGGAUGCUUAGCACUGGAGAGAAGGUUAAGGUGGACCUGCAUCCGCUCAGCGGCUAAAAGAGAACCAAAGCAAAUCAAGUUCAAAGUUCCAUCCCUGAUUCCUGCUGUCAGCAAAUCAGCUUCGACUGGACUAACCUGCAAGUGCUCGAAGAAGUGUGGAAAUUAUUUCUUUUUAUGACUUUCUUGUAUUCGAGCCACUUAAAAUGCAACAUAUUAACACAUGUAACACGUUCACAUCGGUGCAUGUUCCAUCGUAGAACUAAAACUACAGCGUUUCUCAGACUUUCAUGACUCUUUACUUCUUAAUGGUUUACUGUGAAACCAUACUGAGGGUUAUGGCCUGGACAUUUAAUGUUGGGCCUCGGAAAAGCUGUUUAUCUAAAGACGGAAACAAUAUUGUAUGAUGAUAAAUUUGGUUUAUUACAAAUGGAUAGAAAUCUAUAUCAACCUAUAUAUUUUUAAUGUACGUGUACAUAUGUAAAUUUAUGUACUGGCUGCUACCCAAACAUAUGUACUGUAUAUUAGAGAACAGAGCUAAUCGGGUACAGCAUGAGAACGCUUAAAAUCUCACAUACAUGAUGGAGUAAGGAAAAAAGCAAUGGUUAUAUCACAAUUUUCCACAAACACUCCUAGUGAUGAAUCGCACAGAUGAAUGAAUCUCGACAUUGGUGACUGUGUGCUGUGGUCAUUUUUUACUCGUUCUGAAUGUCACAUUUAAUCAAGUGCCACAUUUGCUAUUAUUCCUGUCUGAAACUGAGCAGUCAAGGGACGGUGCCAAUAAACAGCGCAGAGCAAUUGCUAAAUUUGAUGUCGGCGGAGACUAAGCCUAUUGUCCCGAGAUGUAUAUCUUACUCUCUUGUGUCAUGACGUACAUUGCAAUUCAGCAACUCCAGACCAGAGAAAAGACAUGUUGAGUAGUCUACUUUGAGUCUUAUAAAUAAAUAUCUAUAAAUGCAGCCUAACAAAGCAAUUCGUUCUUAUUUAGUUUAGUGGGUUUUGCCAUCAGGUCUCGGUUUGUAGACUGUUUAUCAGAUUUUGCAGGCAGACGCCGCACUGGAGUCUCAUUUAAUUUAGUCAAAAACAUUGAGCUGUUUAUACAGACAUCAUCCGCUGUAAUGUAACUUGUCUUCUUCACAAAUACCACGAGCACUUUAGAGAUGGCCAAACUUAAGCGGAGAGGCCGAGCGGCUGUAAACCUUGCUGGCCUCUUUGACAUCUGUACGGAUGCUGGUUUGUACACCUUACUGUUGUAAUAUGUCCUGUCUGUUCUGUCCUUUUACAUAUCACACGUGGAACAAAAUGUUUCAGAGAUGUACAUUGCCAAAUUUAAUGUCUAAUUUUGUCCCCUUUAAAUUUCUCUUAAAAUGUCUUCAUAUUCGUUGCAUAUGCAAAUCUCAUUAAACUGUUCUUUGUAUUGCUUUGAGUUCAGGUGUCUCUGUUUCUUAACCUGUAUUUCAUUACGAGCUGAAUGCGAGUAAGCAGGCUGUUCAGAAUGGAAUGCUUGCAUGAUUGACAAAUGUUUUAAAGUAUGCAAAAAAUAAAAGUGUAAAAUGGUGGUGUUAAUA
Messenger RNA from Triplophysa dalaica, 2948 nucleotides. RefSeq names its product SPRY domain containing 3 (gene spryd3). Gene Ontology annotation, molecular function: protein binding. The coding region runs from base 190 to 1440 and encodes 416 amino acids. The transcript has 11 exons. The record is from RefSeq and is a predicted model, not a curated record. Lineage: Eukaryota; Metazoa; Chordata; Actinopteri; Cypriniformes; Nemacheilidae.